Knipowitschia caucasica is the source of this 1482-nucleotide messenger RNA. NCBI's taxonomy places the organism in Eukaryota, Metazoa, Chordata, Actinopteri, Gobiiformes, Gobiidae. The record is from the annotation of a GenBank genome assembly.
AUGAAACAGUCCAAAGUGAGAAUGAUAGAAAGCAAGGCGCGUCCCCAGCCUUACUCUCCGCAAACCCACUCAUCCAUUUGGAACCUACCCGACUUCAGGCCCUCUUACAAAAGACCUUCUGUUCCCAACUCUGGGGCCCUCAGCUCACCCAGGAUUCGACCCAUUUCGAUGUCUCGCAACCAAAGCUCUGCCGCCAGGAGGGACAUGAUCACCUUCACCAAUGCAAGAGCUGCCCAGUCCAGCAUUUCAGCCAAAGAUGUCCCACCUACUGUAAAAUUUGAGACAAAUAGUGCUCAGUUUAACAACCAAAGUUCAAUUAUCUAUAAAGAGGAAAAGAGCGCUAGGACAAGCAAAAGCAAUUAUUCAAAGAGCCAGAUGAAAGAAAAUGCAUUUGACAGUAGUCUAACCGACAGGUCAGUAGAACCAACCAGCAAGAAUAAAUUAUCUGUUGAGGAGAUGAUUGAGAAAGCUAUCAAACCAAGUUCCGAGGCACCAGGAGAUCCCAAAGUUCGCUAUCACAUAGAGAAAACCGUGGAGGAAGAUGGAACCCUGAAAACUCGGAUAGUUCUGGAGUCCAAAAUUGAGGAAGAGUUGGAUAUAUCAAAAGAUUCCGAUUUGGAUGAAUUUUUACACCAAGGAACUAAGAAGAUGUCACUGGAGGAUAUCAAGGAUUCGUCCACAGCAGGUAUGAUCAAGAAUCUGCUCAGCGGGAUGAAGGAAGGAGAGGAUAUGUCAAACAAGUUAAUCAAUGUGGAAAUUAUUGAGGAGCCAGUGGAGAGACUGAAGGAAGGCUGCGAAAUCACUUCAUACGGCCAUUAUGGAAUUGUGGAGGACCUUUCUGACGAACGGUAUUACCGAGAUGAAAUACUCCCUCAAGGGGCCACUCUUGAAGAGAGUGAAGAGUUCAAGUUUCUGACUGGUGACCGCUCGCCUUUCAAAGAAGGCUUUCCGGAAUGCAUAAUUGAGGAAGAGGUUCGAGUUUCACCAAUUGUGCAAGAAUCUGUGCUAGAAUUUCUUCGUGAAGACUCAUUAGAACCGAAGGACCAACUAAAAGGUGCUUUGGAGAAGCUACAGGAAUCUAUAUCUGGGCCUUUGAAAGAGGAGCUAGCCUACCUCAGCAAAAUCAGCCGUGAAAGCCCAGACAAAGUGGCCGUAGACAUACGCAAAGUAGAAAGGUCCAGUGAAGACGGAACAAUGACCAUUGUGGCAGAGCUGAACGUCUCCCAAACCCUGGCGGAAUCUGGUCUGCUAGAAGAAGACACUGAUCUCUCUGAGGAGCAGAUCAUGGCAGCUUUAGGGAGAGCGGAUUUGGAGAAGGCGUUCCAGAGCGGAACAGGAGGUGUCUACAACAUUAUGGUGUCCACAGAGGAAGAGCAUGGUCUUGGGGAAGUUGAUGAGAGAAGAGAAGUUUCAGAGGAGCAGAUGGCCGAAGAGGUGAAGGAGCAGAGGAUUGUGUAUCUGGAGAGUCCUUCAAAUAACUAA